CCUCCCCAUCCCCUUCCUCGUCAUCUUCGUCGUUCCACGGUGCGUUCCUCCUCUCCAUCCCUCUUUGUCACCUCCCUCCUUCCACCCAUAGGGCUCCUUCUUGCUACCCCUCUCCACAGGACACAUCUCCAUCCCCACGCCCUACCCCUAUUGCCUCUCCCCUUCACCCUGCACACCACCCUGUUGCUUCCCUACAUCCGCUACUUGAGACUCCUCCCCUAUCACCUAUCUCUUCCUACCCCAUCACAUCCCGUCCUCGAUCAGAUACACCUCCUCUUGUCACUUCCCUCUAUCCAUCCCAUCUCCUUCACCAAGGCCACCACUCCCCCUCAUCAUCAUCUCCUCAACCACCCCGUGUGUGCACAAUGGAAAGUAACCAACACAAAGCAUCAGAUCCACAGGAUUCUAUGGUUCAUUUAGAUCUGGAUGAAGAUAAGAUAAUGGUGACAUCAGCAUUACCAUGUCCUUCAAUGUCCGUGGGAAAAUCGGUUAUGAGGAAGAGGGGAAGACCAAGCAGGCAUGCACGAGGAACUUCGUUGUCUUCUGUUACCCCAGAAGGGUGCAAGAAGAUGGAGGGUCGAUCAUAUAAUUUGCGUAGUGAUUCAACAAUUUUGUUGAGAAAUUCAUGUUUGCUAAUAGCUGAUGGAUCGACAAAACAGAAGCGAUCUUGGGGACUUGACAAGGAUGACUUGCAUAUACCUUUCUUUCAAAUUUCAGAUAAUCCUAGGGAAGCUGUUGAUGAUAUACUCAUGACAUUUGGUGGACUACAUCGGAGGAUCAUGCAGUUGAUAGAUGUGAAAAUGGCUUCAAAACAGCUUGUCUUCCAAGCAUUGAACCUCAUGAGAAAAGUUGGAUAUCAUGUUAACAAGGACAAGAGGGUUGGAGAGGUCCCAGGAGUUAAAAUUGGUGACAUAUUCUACUCUAGAAUUGAGAUGCUCUUGGUAGGGCUACAUAGUAACAUCAAUAGAGGAAUUGAAUUCAUGUCUGGUGCUUUUAUUAAUAAGGAAGAUAAGAUAGCUACAUGCAUUGUGUCAUCUGGAAUGUAUGAGAAUGGUGAUGAUGACCCAUAUACUUUGGUAUAUAAUGGCCAAGGCAAAGUCCACCAUAAGCUUGAGAGAGGUAACUAUUCGUUGAAUCAGAGUUUUAUUAGAAGGAAUCAUAUUAGACUUAUUCGUAGUGAACCAAAUCCAUUGGUUAGGCUAGGCUCAAAGGAAAAAAUAUACAUAUAUGAUGGUCUUUAUAAGAUCGAAGAAAAGUACAGACAAACAACAAAAUCUCGUUCUAACUUAAAGUUCAACAAGUUGGUCAGGGAACUAGGCCAGCCUAAUGGCAUUGUAGUAUGGAAGAAUACUCAGAAAUGGAGGGAAAAUCCAUCUUGUAGAGAUCAUGUCAUAAUGCCUGACAUGUCAAAUGGUGCAGAAAUAGCUCGUGUUUGUGUUGUAAACAACAUUGAUAGUGAGGAUGCUCCUAACAACUUUACCUAUUCAACUAAACUUGAUAAUGGGAAUCAUAUGGUUUCAGCAAACAAGAUGUGUGUCUGCAAAUGCACAAGCUCAUGCCUUGGUGAAGACAAUUGCUCUUGUUUGAAAACAAAUGGCAGCUAUUUACCUUACAACUCUUCAGGAAUACUUGUUUGUCGAAAGACUAUGAUAUAUGAGUGCAAUGAUUCAUGUGCUUGCACAAUUAAUUGCUCGAACCGAGUGGUACAGAGGGGUUCCUAUCUACACUUUGAAGUGUUCAAGACGAUGGAUCGAGGUUGGGGCCUUCGCAGUUGGGAUCCCAUUCCGGCGGGUGCAUUUGUAUGUGAAUAUGUUGGUGUAGUUAUUGACAAAGAUAGCUUAGUUGAAGAAGAUGAAUACAUAUUUGAGGUUACUAGACCAGAGCAUAAUUUAAAAUGGAACUAUUUACCAGAAUUGAUAGGUGAACCUUCUUUCUAUGACAUGAAUGAUACAUUCAAGAAGUUGUGUUAACAACCAAAUUUGGUAAUAUCGGCAUUGGGAAAGAAGAUUAGAUUGAAGCGAAGUCGGAGGCGGAGAUCAAGUUCGGAAACAGAGCAGGGAUUGGCUGGAGUCCAGAUUAGCUACGAUAAGAUCGGCUGAGUCUGAGUCGGACUAGGUAAGCCGAUGUAGCCGAUCCUAGCAAUACAACUUGAUGUGUGAUGUCGGGUUGGAUUGAGGUGCUUCAAGGUGAUUGCCGCACAUGGAUAGAGUCCUGAGGAGGCAAUUGUAUCUAUUAGUUAGGAUGUUUUAUGUAAUUUCCUUAGAGAUAUGAUUGGGCAAAAGUCUGCCGCAAAGACUUAUAGUAUCUUAGAGUUUGUUAGAGAUAGUAGUCGUGUCCGUUAUGGACAUAUCUUGUAAUUCUCGGGUAUAAAUAUACCCGAGCCCUAUGUAACUUUUAACACACGUUCAAUACAAUCUCGGCGCAUCGCCACCCUUUUACUUU
Messenger RNA from Oryza sativa Japonica Group (Japanese rice), 2442 nucleotides. RefSeq names its product histone-lysine N-methyltransferase, H3 lysine-9 specific SUVH3. Gene Ontology annotation, cellular component: nucleus. The record is from RefSeq and is a predicted model, not a curated record. Gene Ontology annotation, molecular function: histone methyltransferase activity; zinc ion binding; double-stranded DNA binding. Lineage: Eukaryota; Viridiplantae; Streptophyta; Magnoliopsida; Poales; Poaceae.